GCCUCUGUUUUGGGGAUGGGAAACCGGUGGUUGAGUGGUGACCUCCCCAUUCUAUCUUCACCUCCAUUCCCUUCUUUUAUUUCUAAUGUUAUCCUCCCACCUCCGCCACCCGAGGGCCUUAUUUUUGGUUUAAGGCAGAUGGGGUUUGGCUUCAUGGUGGCGUCGAAGAGGUGGGCUUUUCCCAUCCAAUCUCCUCUCGCCACCAAUCCAUGCGCCCGGCUUCUUGACCACCACCACCCUCCCCCAUCUUUUUUCAGAGUCAGAGAGGUUUCCUUUGAACUGGGAAAGGUAUCAUCCCAACGUCUUUUUACAGAGAGAGUUGAACUACUGCAUAGAGAUACUUUAAAAGCGUAUGUAUGCUCAUUUGAAGCACCACAAAGCAUCGAGAAUAUGUCCGCUGAUGCAUGCAAGGUAAACAUCGAUAAGAAGUUACUCAAAGAAAAUAGACCCAUUAACAUGAUAGAGGAGGAUUCAUCUUCUUAUAAUGCAAGGCUAAAAGCAAGCAGCUCCUUGCAGUAUAGCUUAUUAAUGGAAAACCUUGAGAGGAUAGAAGAUGUCUUUGCUGGAACAGAUUUGGUAAGGCUGCAGAGAGAUAUACUGGUACAUAUACGAAGGCUUGGAGCUCUGAAAUUAUUUCAUGCAUGUCUCUCUAGGACACUUAUGGCACCAACUGCAGAUAAUUCAAAUUCCCUACAUAGUAAGCAUUCUGGAGGCUGCUCCUUAGAGUUCCCUUUGGGUGAGCAAAAGCAUAAUAUAAUUGUCCAUUCUGGGAAGAAAAAAGAGAGGAAAUUAAGAAGAAGAAGAAGAGCCUUGGAAAGAGCUUCUGAGAUGUCUGCUCUGUCAGAUUCCUCCAAAAAAAAUUGCAAAAUGUUUUCACUUCCAACUGGUUUAGGCAAGUUGAACAAUUCUUCAGAAUCAAGAAAAAGAAGGGUCCUAAUAGCUAGAAAUGAAUCAGAAAUGUCAAGGGGAGUUAAGGAAGUUGCAAACCUCGAAAGAACCCGCAUAAAACUGGAAGAGGAAAUUGGGCAACCAGCCAGUUACGCCAGGUGGGCAGAAGCAGCUGGGAUUGAUCAGAAGACCCUGUAUCAGCGUUUGCAGUUUGGUUGGUACUGUAGGGAUAAACUCAUAAAAAGUACCCGCUCCUUAGUCAUGUUUGUCGCAAGGAAAUAUAGGGGAAUGGGAAUUGCCUUUGAUGAUCUACUUCAGGCAGGCAAUGUGGGUGUCCUUAAUGGUGCAGAGAGGUUUGACAACAAGAGGGGAUACAAGUUCUCAACCUAUGUUCAAUACUGGAUUAGGAAAUCAAUGUUGGCAGUAAUAGCAAGACAUUCUAAAGGGAUCCAGAUACCUGUGAGAAUGGAAAAAGUUAUUAAGCGAAUCCAGGAAGCUAGAAGAGACUUGUCUAACAGAGAAGGAAGAUACCCACGAGAUGAAGAGACAGCAGAGUUCACUGGUUUAUCAUUAGAUAAAGUUAGAUUAGCUAACAAAUGCUCUAGGACUGUAGGUUCAAUUGAGCAGGGAAUUGGAGAUGGAUGGUGUACAAAAAUCAUGGAAAUAACUCCAGAUACAUCACUUAAAGCUCCUAGUGAGAUUGUCAUGGGGCAGCAUAUGAGGGAGGACAUUUUUGAGGUUCUUAAACCCCUGCAUCCCAGAGAGAGGCAGGUACUGGUACUGAGAUAUGGUUUGGACGAUGGCAGAUGCAAAUCACUGGAGGACAUUGGAAGGCUUUUCCAUGUAACUAAGGAAUGGAUAAGAAAAAUAGAGAAGGCAGCUUUUUCAAAGAUAAGAAGGGAGGAGAUACAGAGAGAACUGAAACACUACCUAUACUUGUAGUCCUCCCAAAAAACCAGCCUUUCAAAUGUUCUUGGUCAAUGUUUGUACUGUUUGUUGUCAUCGGCUUCUACGCUUAGUGCUGCACUGAGGCUAUAAUACUUGGCAUAUACUGGUCUCCACAGAUCACACUUGAAGGAGGGGAUUUGGAAAGGGAGAGGGGGAUGGUUAUGUAUAGCAGUGGUCUUAUUAUUCUUUGGGUUUGUAUGUUUCAGAUAAUUUACUGAAAGAAUGGUCUAGCUAUAUUGAUCGUUUGCUUUUCUCGGGACACAUCCUACUGUUACGUGCACAGAAAUCGCAAGAGGAAAGUGUAGUUCCUUUGUGGCUAUGAUGCACUUUGUCCAUUCUCUAUACCAUUUGUUGUUGGAAUGUCAUAUGUAUGACCUAGUUGACAGAUUCUCCAACUAUUAAUAAAAUCUUUUGAUAGAUGAAUGGAUGAUUGAUACCUCUUUCUAGCUA
Messenger RNA from Elaeis guineensis (African oil palm), 2286 nucleotides. RefSeq names its product RNA polymerase sigma factor sigC. Gene Ontology annotation, molecular function: DNA-binding transcription factor activity. NCBI's taxonomy places the organism in Eukaryota, Viridiplantae, Streptophyta, Magnoliopsida, Arecales, Arecaceae. Gene Ontology annotation, biological process: DNA-templated transcription initiation; regulation of DNA-templated transcription. The record is from RefSeq and is a predicted model, not a curated record.